GUCGACAAGUGUCUCUUUCAUAAGUUUAUUUAUAUUGUGUGGUCAUGUAAAAUUUUGGUAAAUAGAUACAGCGGCAGUAUGAAAACAUACAGUUACCUGCUGCCGCUGUCCUCUUAACAACAUCCAUCUGCGCUUGGGAUGUGCGCUGUAGGAUGGUAGGGGGUUGUUUAUAAAUGGAGAUAUUGCUCACGAAGCUCGUGUUAUACCUACCUCUCUGCCUUGCAAGAGGCAUGUGGUAGUAGCCAGGAGCACCGACAGUUGAUCACUCAACGAGCUCUGCAGCCAGAGUUUGCUGCGCUGAGUGGUCAUGGCAAGCACGAGCUACUUCGUGAGGCAAUGUCCGCGCCUGGCAGGGCGCCUCGCUUCAGGCACUCUCCUCAAUCAUUACCCCCACCCAAGAGUCUGUUGCCCCGUCCCGAGGCACCAGCCACCAACACCCUCCACUAGUUGGACCGACACAAUUAACAGUUUCCUUAACUUUCGUCAACUUGAGAAGCCAGCGAAGAAACCAACGCUAGAAGGCACUUUUUCAUCGAAACUAUUGAACAGUAUAUCGCGAACGUUCUUCUUUCGCAAGAAUGACGACAAAACUGAUGACCAGAGGAAGCGAGUGCCGAAACUAAUAUUGGUUCAAAAUCCUUUCAAAUGGCUGAUGCUUAAAAUUGACUUCAAUGUGUUAAGGAGACUUUGGGAUCCAACGUUUGUGGAGACUGAUUUCAAGUUUGGAACUAAACAAGCCAUAUCCCGGGUGACCCAUCUCAUAAGCGACGGCGAGUUCAAGAGCCUGAACGGGCUGCUGACGAAGCCGGCCAAGUUCAGCCUGAUGCGCGAGCUGGACCGGCACUACAGCGAGCGACAGCGCGCGCUGCUGGCCCUCGACCAUGAUGACAUACAGGUCACGGCGCCCAGGAAGAUCUACUUCAUCAAAGUUGCCGAUAAACGAUACUGUGAUGUAGACAUGGCGUUUCUAGCAUUGAAAUGGGUGCCCAUACAAAGUGUCGAAGCUCUGGUGUUCACGGAGAUAUUCGCCAGAUUCCACAGAGACUACACCCCGCACUGCAUACCGGAGUGGACGAUAGCCUACUUCAAGAUAACCCGGUUCCAAGUUCUUCGGCGGAGACCUAUUAUGUGAUAGGCAAGAAAUUGCCUUUGGUUUCGGUUUGAAGGCUGACUUCGCUUCCGGCUGGCAAAAUGCUGGCGAAAGUUUUUGAUGGAGUGUUGGAGUAAGAGAGAGAUUACACAGUUUUACAUGAAUUUUUAAUAAAAUAUAAAUAGUUUAACACUUCA
Messenger RNA from Plutella xylostella (diamondback moth), 1287 nucleotides. Its product is annotated as m-AAA protease-interacting protein 1, mitochondrial. Gene Ontology annotation, cellular component: mitochondrial inner membrane. Lineage: Eukaryota; Metazoa; Arthropoda; Insecta; Lepidoptera; Plutellidae. Gene Ontology annotation, biological process: protein insertion into mitochondrial inner membrane from matrix. Gene Ontology annotation, molecular function: ribosome binding. The record is from RefSeq and is a predicted model, not a curated record.